AUCUAGAUUUGCGCAGUAUAAAAGCUCCAUGGCUCCCAUUUCUUCGGCACAGUAGAGCUCGAUACAUCCUCGGAGGUUCUCCUUGGGCUUCUCCAGUCGUCAUCAUGAAGCAGACAUUUGCAGCCAUCUUUCUCCUGGGCCUCGUCGCCUUUGCCGCAAAUGCAUAUAUGCUUCCCGAGGAAGAGUCAAGCCUUGACAGCGUUGCGCAAGAAGCUGUUUGUCUUGGUGAGAUCCUUCGGGACGUGGCCCAGACGCUGGAUGAGGACGAAGAACUUAGCGCUGCGAGCGAGGAAUACUUUUUCCGUGCACUCUGGAGCAAAGCAAAGGAAGCUGUGAAGAAUGCCACUGAGAAGAUGAAGGAGUCCGUAAAAGGGGCAUACAAAGAGGCCAAGGAGAAUCUGCAGAAAGCCGCUAAGGAAGCCCAGGAGAAGCUCAAGGAAAAGGCAGCUGAGAUCAUGUCCAAGUUGUUGAGCAAAGUUACGAGUGGCUACGCUCUGCAAGAAGCCGAUUGGAAGAGCGUAAACUUUAUCAAGCUCUUUGUCGAUGCCAUCAAGGCAGCAGCCCAGCGAUUUCUGAACAUCGGCAAGGCUCUGGAACAUCUCCAGAACUGAUGACAAUAAA
Messenger RNA from Dermacentor silvarum, 621 nucleotides. RefSeq lists its product as uncharacterized. The record is from RefSeq and is a predicted model, not a curated record. The transcript has 4 exons. Lineage: Eukaryota; Metazoa; Arthropoda; Arachnida; Ixodida; Ixodidae. The coding region runs from base 105 to 611 and encodes 168 amino acids.